CGUUCGUUUGGGUAUCAGUACCUCAGCUGUAUAAAAAUUAAAAUUGUGGCAAAUUUAAUUUGGAAGGGAAAAAUGUCUCGGCAAAGCUACACUGCAGUUGAAAACUUGGCCCGAUCAUUCAAGACACGCUUUGAUGCCCUUGAUUGUCCUUACGUGGAUGGGGUAGAUGAAACCUGGAUCUCUGAGCUUCUUUACCAACCAGGGGAAGCAAGGAUAAGAUUACUUCAAUGGCUUCUAUCUAGGUAUGAUGUGAAAUUUGCAGAGCUCCUUGACAACCAGUACUGGACAAGUGAAGCUAAAAUGGACAGCAGAAUACAAGCCAUGACUAAAUUGUGUUCUUGUCUUGGACUCUGUAGACCAGGGGAUGUCGAUCUUGUAAGGGGAGUGUCUACAUCAAAAUCCAAACAGGCUGCAUUCUGGGAUAAGUUACUUGACAUUGUAACCAUAAGUGAUGCAUCAGAAGAAACACAUAGAGAUGUCAUGUCUAGUCCAGGGAUUGUCAGUGAGAGUUUGCCAUUAUGGGAGCAGUUUUGCCAUGACUGUCAAUUCAUAUCAUCUCUUGCCCAUGGAAGAGAUCUGCAGGAAGCCCUAUCACCUAAGAUGACUCUAUUCCCUCCAGAUAUCACACGUACUCUCGCUAAGAGAGCAGCCGACGAUCAACACAGAGUGGCCCCACCCAGCAUUGAUUCCCUGUUAGAAACAAGCACACACCUGUCUAUGGAACUACAACAAGCAAAUCAGCAUCUCAAGGACCUUCAGAAAGCAUAUCCUUAUCCCACACCUGACCCUAAGGCAUCAGACAAGGUUUGUCAGACUAUGAAGUUGGUUCUGUCAGAGCUGGUACAGCUAGUGACAAGUUUCAUCUUCAUGUUCGAAAGUGAGAUGCGUCAGUUUUGCAACAAGGCUCCACCCAAACUCACUCAAUUAGGACCAGCCAUCAAGAGAGUACACACUCUGCUUCAGCAGUUCUCAGGACUCCUGACAAGCCUGCAGUCAAUGCACACAUCAUACUACAGUAUUGUUAAUACCAAGGGGAUCCAAUCAGAGGAUAGUCAUCCUGCAGAUCUUAUGGCAUCAGUAAGCCGCUCAGCCCUGAAGUCUUAUGGUGAGUUUGUAACUAUAAUGGAAGACUCGAUACAUCGACAGCAUGAUACUUGGUCAGAAAGUAAAGUCCUCGCUGAUUCAUUUCGAUGAACAGUUGCUAUUAAGUGCUACUAAUACAACACACAAUUCUCUAAAGCAAUCUAAUGAUUGGUUGUCGAUCAUGUUACCUCUGAUCUCAUAGAGGAAUAGCUUUCGAUUGUGUCUUUGUACAAAUGACUCCAGAUGCCAUACUUUAAGUUAGAUGUCAGAUGAGACUGCAGCAACGGUGAUUUGCCAUGAUUGAUGAGAACAUUUUCAUUAUCUCUUUUUGAGCUAACCAGUAUCCCUAACACUUACAUUCAUCAUUCUACUGAUAGUGUUGAAGGCGUGAAAUAACAUGAAAGUUUGACUUUCUUGAGUGAGGUAUGAUGUGUGGCCUGUGUGAAUUGGUACUGCUGAAAACUCUACUUUGAUUCAUAGAAUGUAAGUCUAAUGUAUAAAACUGUAUUAAUGCCAAACUGGAAUAAGAUACCCCAGUCAUUCUUGUAGACAGGGGUGGUGCCAUAGUGGCCAACUACUUCCUCCUUUAUCAAGAAAAUGGAAAAGGGGGCAUGAGGAAAAAAGAGAGAAGAGGGAUAUAGUGUAAAAAGAGAGCUGGAUCAUGGAACUGUUUAUAUGAUUUUUUUCAUGGAGAAUGGAAAAGGAUUAAGUCAUUUUUGCCACUUUCCUUAUGAAAACACCCUGGCCCACUCUAUAUUGCAAUCAUUCCUCAGAAGUCAUUUAAUGAGUUAAUCUAUAUGAAGUGUCAAUACAACAACCUGAAUUGUUGGUUUUAACCGAGACUGAAGGCACCACUUCGUAACCAAGGUGAAGUUUUUGAAAUGUUAUCAGAAGUUAAAAUGUACUUGGACCUAUUUCAUGGAACCUGGACAUAAGGGUAAUCAAAUAUUACUGAACAUCCUGCCUGAGUUUCAGGUCACAUGACCAAGGUCAAAGGUCAUUUAG
Messenger RNA from Lytechinus variegatus (green sea urchin), 2088 nucleotides. RefSeq lists its product as uncharacterized. Bases 73 to 1194 code for a protein of 373 amino acids. Lineage: Eukaryota; Metazoa; Echinodermata; Echinoidea; Temnopleuroida; Toxopneustidae. Gene Ontology annotation, molecular function: microtubule minus-end binding. Gene Ontology annotation, biological process: spindle assembly; centrosome cycle. The record is from RefSeq and is a predicted model, not a curated record. Gene Ontology annotation, cellular component: HAUS complex. The transcript has 10 exons.